UCGUGCGUGCGUUUCAUAACUUCGACGGUUCGGUACCGCGCACGCGAAAACGCUCCUCUAACGUUCGCGAAUGUUCAAAUUUCACCGUCUACCGCUAAACGUCAACUACUCGUCUGCCGUUGGUAGAUCCCGAGUAUUCAGAGGAUAUACGGACAACGUCAUCUGUCGAUUACGUUCAGUUUAGCAUUAUGGAACAAAUGGCUGAAGAAAAAAAUUUUAUUGCUGAAAAAUCUAAAAGUAAUAGAGCAAAAUGUAAAAAAUGUAAAGAAGUCUUGAACCAAGGAACAUUGAGGAUUGCUAAGGUCAUGCCUAAUCCAUUCGGUGACGGGAAAAUGAUGGCUUGGCAUCAUCCACAAUGUUUAGUAGCUGUAUUUUCAAAACAGAGGAAAACGACCGCGAAAAUUACUUGUGUGGAUGACAUAGGAGGGUGGGAUGAACUAUCAAUGGAACACCAAAAAGAAAUAUUUACCACUUUCCCUGAUAUUCCUCGCGAGAAAUUUAAAACACACGAUGAUAGUCCAGUUGAAAAAGAAACACCCAGUAAAAAGAAAUUAAAAACAAAACCGCCUCCAACACUGGUGCCAUCGUCCAAACCACAAAUGCAAGAAUAUCUUUUUAAGGACUUUCGAAAACUAUGCAUGAAGUUAUCACAGGAAAACAGUCAUCUUCAAAAAACAGCAAUUUUCAAAGAAUUCAUUGAUAAAAUAUUAUCUAAAGAACAGUCAAAUGAAACACGCGCAGAAAGCUUGUUUUUGUGGUGUAAAAUGUUAUUGCCUAAUUCGGAAAAAAGAAUUUACAAUUUACAUUCCAAACAACUUAUUAAAUUGUUUAGCCAACUGUUUAAACAAGAUGAAUUCCUAAUGCUAGAAGACCUGGAAAAAGGAGAUGUAGCAGAGACGAUCAGAAUAUUUUUUGAAAAAAAUAAGAAUAUCAAAGCAGUGGAAAAAUCAUUUUUAACCUUGAGUAAAGUUGAUCAUUUUCUCGACAAAUUAGCAGUUGAAACUACUGAAGCAGCACAAAUGAGUCUUUUUAAAUCUAUCGCUUUGUUGUGUACUGGAAAUGAUUUAAAAAUGAUUAUACGCCUCGUGAUGCAUGAUCUAAGAAUUAACUGUGGACCAAAAUUUAUUUUAGGAGCCAUUCAUGCUGAUGCCUAUCAAGCAUAUCAAACUUCGCAUAAUUUAAAAGCUGUUAUAGAAAAAUCGUGUUUUUUUGAUGCGUCUAAGAUAGAAAAUAAUAAAAAUAGCAGAAUGAACGUCAAUGUAUCCUUGUUAACACCGAUUUUACCUAUGCUAGCUGAAGCAUGCAAAAAUAUAGAUGACGUUUUUAAAAAAUGUCCUUCUGGUAUAUAUUCAGAAAUUAAAUAUGAUGGCGAACGCGUACAACUACAUAAAAGCGAAGGAGAGUAUAAAUUUUUUUCAAGAAGUCUCAAACCCGUCUUGAAUCACAAAGUCGAACCAUUCAAAGAGUAUAUUCCCAAGGCUUUUCAACACGGAGAAGAGCUUAUUUUAGACUGUGAAGUGCUCAUGUAUGAUCAUAAAAGUAACAAACCACUACCAUUUGGAACCUUAGGAAUUCAUAAAAAAAGUAAAUUUGAAAACGCUAAUCCUUGUUUGUUCAUUUUUGAUUGUAUGUAUUAUAAUGGCGUGUCAUUAUUAGACAGAUCGAUUGUCGAACGACGAAAAGUUCUGGAACAAAACAUAACGGAAAUUAAAGGACAUAUUAUGUUAUCAGAAGUUAAAAAAUUGCAUAACACUGACCAACUUAAGUUGAUGAUAGAAGAUGUUUUGAAACAAGGCCUAGAAGGAUUAGUAUUAAAGGGUUUAACGGGAAUUUACGAGCCAGGAAAGAGACAUUGGCAAAAAAUAAAAAAAGAUUACUUAUUUGAUGGUUCAAUAGCUGAUAGCGCUGAUCUAGUUGUUCUUGGUGCUUGGUUCGGUACUGGGAAUAAAGGUGGUAUGAUGUCAAUAUUUCUAAUGGGUUGCUAUGACGAAGCGAAACAUGUAUGGUGUACAGUGACUAAAGCGCAUGGUGGUCUUGACGAUAAGACACUUGAAAGAUUACAGAACGAAUUAAAAAUGAUAAAAAUUAGUAAAGACCCCGAAAAAGUUCCAAGGUGGCUAAAGUGCACUAAAACUAUGAUUCCAGAUUUCGUUGCUGAAGAUCCUAAGAAAAUGCCUGUUUGGGAAAUUUCCGGUGCAGAAUUCUCUCAAGCUGAAGUUCAUACUGCUAAUGGUAUAUCAUUAAGAUUCCCUAGAAUAACUAGGAUUAGGGACGACAAAGAUUGGAAAACAGCUACAUCAUUAACCGAAUUACAGAAUUUAUAUAAAAUUUCAAAAGAAACAAGCAAUUUAAAUAUUUUUUCAAAUAUUAGUCCGACAAAAAAUACUAUUUCUGAUAAUGAUUCGUCACAAUCAUCACCUGAAAAAAGAAAAAAAAUUAAGCAAUCUUUAGAUACGGAUGACGGAGAAUCAAGUUCCGAACACUACACUGAAAUUCCUGCUAAAAAAAUUAAACUUUCUAUAGGACCACAGCGACGUUUACCUGAUUUAUUUACUGGAAUUCGUGUUGUUGUGCCAGAUUCAACGUCUAAAAAUACAUUUUUACGGUAUUUUAUUGCUUAUGGAGGUACGUGUUUAAACGAAACUGAUGAAUCUUUACCUACGCAUGUUAUUAUUUCAAAAAAAGGACCUAAUAAAUCACCAGUGAAAUCUCAGGAAAAGAGUUCGAGCAUUGAAGUUUGCGCUCAAUGGUUUUGGGACAGCAUAAGAGCCAACACCCUGCUGCCGAUUGAAAACUAUUAAGAACGCUAUUAUUUAUUAUUAUUUUAUUUUUCAACUAAUACUUUCAGUUUUUAUCAUAUAAACUAUGGUUUGUACUUGUAACAUAUGAGAAUUUCCUAUUGUACUUUGUAUCAUCGCUCAGUUUCAAUAAUAAUAAAAUUGAGUUAUACGAAUCUCUUUCGAUCAUA
Sipha flava (yellow sugarcane aphid) is the source of this 2968-nucleotide messenger RNA. It is a transcript of the gene DNAlig3, whose product is annotated as DNA ligase 3. The record is from RefSeq and is a predicted model, not a curated record. Gene Ontology annotation, cellular component: DNA ligase III-XRCC1 complex. Gene Ontology annotation, molecular function: DNA ligase (ATP) activity; DNA binding; ATP binding. The coding region runs from base 189 to 2801 and encodes 870 amino acids. Lineage: Eukaryota; Metazoa; Arthropoda; Insecta; Hemiptera; Aphididae. The transcript is spliced from 21 exons. Gene Ontology annotation, biological process: DNA biosynthetic process; lagging strand elongation; DNA recombination.